Messenger RNA from Baudoinia panamericana UAMH 10762, 690 nucleotides. RefSeq lists its product as uncharacterized. The annotation marks the transcript as partial. The transcript has 4 exons. Gene Ontology annotation, biological process: transmembrane transport. The record is from RefSeq and is a predicted model, not a curated record. NCBI's taxonomy places the organism in Eukaryota, Fungi, Ascomycota, Dothideomycetes, Mycosphaerellales, Teratosphaeriaceae. Gene Ontology annotation, cellular component: plasma membrane. Gene Ontology annotation, molecular function: water channel activity.
GCCAUGACCGGCGAGUAUGUCGGCACUGUGCUGUUCCUGUUCUUCGCCCUCGGAGGCACACAGGUAGCCAACCAAAUCCACACCUCAUCCGGCCUCAGCCAGGCAGAGGCCGGCAGCAACCCGCAGCAACUGCAGUAUAUCUCGCUAUGCUUCGGCUUCUCCCUCGCCGUCAAUGCUUGGGUGUUCUUCCGCAUCUCUGGUGGACUGUUCAACCCUGCCGUCACAGUUGGGAUGUGCAUCAUCGGUGCACUCCCGUACAUUAGAGGCGCUCUGUUGAUCUUCGUGCAAAUCUUGGGCGGUCUGACGGCUGCGGCUCUCGUGUCCUGCAUGUUCCCGGGAGCGCUCAACGUCCAGACAUCCUUGGGUGGCGGUACCACCAUCGUGCAAGGUCUGUUCAUUGAGAUGAUCUUGACUGCCGAGCUCGUCUUCACGAUCUUCAUGUUGGCCGCCGAGAAGCACAAGGGAACAUUCAUCGCGCCAGUGGGAAUAGGACUCGCACUGUUCAUCGCGGAGCUUGUCGGAGUGUACUUCACCGGUGGCAGCUUGAACCCGGCACGCUCGUUCGGCCCUGCUGUAGUCAACCGCUACUUCCACGGAUAUCACUGGAUAUACUGGCUCGGUCCGAUUCUGGGAUCGAUCGUCGCCGCAGGCUUCUACAAGUUGAUCAAGAUCCUGGAGUACGAGACUGCG